This is a messenger RNA of Lucilia sericata (common green bottle fly), 1587 nucleotides long. RefSeq names its product 26S proteasome regulatory subunit 6A-B (gene Rpt5). Gene Ontology annotation, molecular function: proteasome-activating activity; ATP binding; ATP hydrolysis activity. Gene Ontology annotation, biological process: proteasome-mediated ubiquitin-dependent protein catabolic process. The transcript is spliced from 2 exons. The record is from RefSeq and is a predicted model, not a curated record. Gene Ontology annotation, cellular component: proteasome regulatory particle, base subcomplex. Bases 169 to 1452 code for a protein of 427 amino acids. NCBI's taxonomy places the organism in Eukaryota, Metazoa, Arthropoda, Insecta, Diptera, Calliphoridae.
ACGACAACUGUCAAACAACAUCACAAAACAAAAAUUUACAAGUCAUCGGUAAAGCAGAAAAAAGUUUGCAAAAUUUUUAAAAGAUAUUAUUAUUAUUAAAAAUUGAUAAAGUAAAUAAUAAUUAAAUAUAUUUCGUUGUUAAAUUCUGCGCAAAAGAGUUUAUAAGUAAUGGCCGCUACUUUGGAAGAUAAAUCAAUUUGGGAAGAUGGUGAUGAACUCGGCGAAGAAGUGAUGCGUAUGUCCACGGAUGAAAUUGUUAGCAGGACGCGAUUGAUGGACAAUGAAAUAAAAAUAAUGAAGAGUGAGGUUAUGCGUAUAACCCAUGAAAUACAGGCUCAAAAUGAUAAAAUUAAAGAUAAUACUGAAAAAAUUAAGGUUAAUAAAACGUUGCCCUAUUUGGUGUCAAAUGUUAUUGAACUCUUGGAUAUGGAAGCCCAGGAAGACGAAGAUGAUGGUGCUGUACAAGUGCUGGACAAUCAACGUAAAGGUAAAUGCGCCGUUAUUAAAACAUCGACUCGUCAAGCCUACUUUUUGCCAGUCAUUGGUCUGGUAGAUGCGGAAAAGUUAAAACCUGGUGAUUUAGUUGGUGUCAACAAAGAUUCCUACUUGAUCUUGGAGACUUUGCCUGCCGAAUAUGAUGCUCGUGUCAAGGCCAUGGAAGUAGAUGAACGCCCUACAGAACAGUACUCCGAUAUUGGUGGCUUGGAUAAACAAAUCCAGGAAUUAAUUGAGGCUGUUGUUUUGCCCAUGACACACAAGGAAAAAUUCAAAAAUUUAGGUAUUCAUCCUCCAAAGGGAGUUUUGCUGUACGGUCCUCCCGGUACCGGUAAGACAUUAUUAGCUCGUGCUUGCGCAGCUCAAACAAAAUCCACAUUCUUAAAAUUGGCUGGUCCACAAUUGGUGCAGAUGUUUAUUGGUGAUGGUGCCAAAUUGGUGAGAGAUGCUUUCGCCUUAGCCAAAGAAAAAGCUCCAGCUAUUAUAUUCAUUGAUGAACUGGAUGCUAUUGGUACAAAACGUUUUGACUCCGAGAAGGCUGGUGAUCGUGAAGUACAACGUACUAUGUUGGAAUUGCUUAAUCAGCUUGAUGGUUUCAGUUCGACAGCUGAUAUUAAAGUUAUUGCUGCCACAAAUCGUGUAGAUAUCUUAGAUCCUGCACUAUUGCGUUCCGGACGUUUAGAUAGGAAAAUUGAAUUUCCACAUCCCAACGAAGAAGCUCGUGCCCGCAUAAUGCAAAUUCAUUCGCGUAAAAUGAACGUCAGUAGUGAUGUUAAUUUCGAAGAACUGGCUCGUUCCACUGAUGACUUCAAUGGUGCCCAAUGUAAAGCUGUUUGUGUUGAAGCUGGUAUGAUUGCUUUACGUCGUUCAGCUACUCAGGUGACACAUGAAGAUUUCAUGGAUGCCAUUAUGGAGGUACAGGCCAAGAAGAAAGCUAAUUUGAAUUAUUAUGCUUAGUUGAAUAUAAAGCAUACAAAAAUCUAUAUUAUUAUCAUUUAUAAAUGUAACAUUAAAAAUCGCGCUUAAAAUUAAUACUAUUUUUUUAAUAUAAUUAUUUUAUUACGAAAUUAAUAAAAAAAGGAAACAAGAAAA